CGGUCACGCCAGUUGUAUUGUACUGAAGUUGUGUGUGAGGUAGUUGUUUUUGUGUAUGAAAAUAAAUAAUAUAAGAUGAGCUCGCACAUCUUAACAAACGUUGAGGAAAAACCCAAUACGGCCAGUUUAGAUGAGCUGCCCUAUUUUCCCGAAAAAUAUCCCGGCAAAGUAUGCUGCCUGUGCAAUUUGGGAGAGAGAAGUGCGCUCGGCCAAGGGGUCAUGUUUCAAUUAAAAGUGCCUACGGAUUUCAAAGAAAAGAAUACACCAUAUCUUUCUAAUGACACUGAAAAAGAUCAGGAUAUGUUGCGGAAACUUAAGUGGCUUAAAACGAAAACAGUGUGUAACGGCGAAAGCCAAUAUGAGCUGGAUAAAAUCGGAUACUCGGACAUUGUAAAUGCAUCGCUAUUUCUCGACGAUGAGUUUGUUUACGUGCAUCGCAUGUGUAUAAUGUGGUCGAUGCGUAAAAUGCAAGUCUCGGAUACCGAAAUCUUUCAGUUUCUCAGUCAAUUGUCGGAGUUCUUGGAGCAGAAAUGCAGUUUUUGUGGACAGUAUGGAGCAUCGAUUACAUGCAAAAUGAAUUGCCGCCAAAUCCAUCAUUGGCCUUGCGCCACAGCAGCCGGUUGUUUGCUCAUCCUGGAGAGCUUCACUGUCUUCUGCACAGAGCAUUUAAGCCAGGUUCCAUUGAUCUGUAGUGACAAUAACGUCGAGUGUUUAACGUGUUCUUCAUUGGGUGAUCUCUCGAAAAUGGUCAUGUGCUGUUCUUGUGGCGACCACUUUCAUUCCACUUGCAUUGGCCUGGUCAAUCUACCUGAUACUCGAGCCGGCUGGAGCUGUGCACGUUGUACAAAAUGCCAGAUUUGUAGACAACAGGACUCGAUUGACGUAAAGUAUGUAAAGUGCGAGCAAUGCCAGAAAAUGUACCACGCCUCCUGCUUACGUCCAGUGAUUUCAUCAAUUCCCAAAUAUGGCUGGAAAUGUAAUCGUUGUCGCGUUUGCACUGACUGUGGAUCAAGGACGCCUGGUGGUGGAAGCUCGUCCCGCUGGCAUAGUCACUACACAAUUUGCGACUCUUGUUAUCAACAAAGAAAUAAAGGAUUCUCUUGCCCGAUCUGUCAGAAAGCCUACAGAGCUGCAGCCUACAAAGAAAUGGUCAAAUGCAGCUGGUGUCAUAAAUUUGUUCACAGCACCUGUGAUGAGGAGGCUGAUUUAACGGCCUACCACAAAAAGAAAGAGUUCAAUCCCGACUAUGACUAUGUGUGCCCCAAUUGCAAGACAAACUCAACCGUAGCCCAGCUUAAAACUGAGCCUGAACGUUCCAUUGCCGAAGCUCAGACAGCGGAGCAUUUCAAUGUCAAAGACGGUGAUACAGAUCCGUUGGAUGGCAAGCCGUGUGGCGAAAUUAGCAAUGAAGAUCCACUCAAGUUGCCUAGCACCAAGAAGAAGGUAUGCUUAACUAAUAUGCGUGGCAAAGGUGGCAAGUUUGUGUUGCAUCGCGUGGGUAGCAUGUCGCAAAUAGGCAAGAAACGCAGCAGUCGCGGCAAAGGGCGGCAGUUGGUGCUACAAAGCGGCUCCAGUGAACGGUAUAUUAGCCGCAACUUGGACACGGACUUCUCAAGUGAUAAGAAGAUGCUGCUUUGCUCGGCUCGCGAUAAAUAUUCUCUCACGCAGGACAUUUGCGUAAUGUGUGGCUCAGUAGGCAGUGAAUCUGAUGCAGUACUCAUAACGUGUGCUCAAUGCAGUCAAUGCUAUCAUCCUUAUUGUGCGAGUGUCAAACCGUCGCGAGGCAUUCUUCAAAAGGGCUGGCGCUGCUUGGAUUGUACGGUAUGCGAAGGAUGCGGGAAGAAGAACGACGAGGCGCGUUUACUGCUGUGCGAUGAAUGCGACAUCUCUUAUCACAUUUACUGCGUGAAUCCGCCGCUCGAUGCGGUGCCUCACGGCAAUUGGAAGUGUUCGUUUUGCACGCUCUGCCAAAAGUGUGGACGCAAUCCGACUGAGAAAGUUGAUCACAAUGAUGCACAACAGCAGUCACCUGAGUGUGCGCCUUGUGCCAGUCAAAACAAUUGCACUGUUUGCACAAAAGCUUAUGUCGACGGUGAGACGAUAAUUCAGUGUGAACAGUGCUCGCACUGGUCGCAUUACCUUUGUGAUAGCAUUAACACGCAACACAAAAUCGAGCAUUACGAGAACAACAUUUACAAGUGCUUCAAGUGCCGUGCCAGCGUCACACAGCCCCAACCAAUAGCUGCCAGUGACAACUCGUUGAACGCAUCAAAACUUGUGCCCGAUGUUAGUCAAGAAAGCAAGACUGUUAUUUCAACGGAUCGUAACAUAUUAUUGGCAAACGACUUGCUCGAAAGCACAGAGGCAAUUCAUUGGAUUGACGGCGUCUGCUUGAGUGAAAAUGGCUUAAACAUGAUUAAAUCCCUUUCGACUGAAAUUAAGCGCAAGCGAAAAAUGCGACAACCGAUUGGACACAAGGAUGGACAAAUGGAUGCUGGAGGCUCUGAUGAAGUGCCAAGCGAUAAGUACAAGGAUGGAAUGAUUUGGGACAGAGCGGAGUCAGCAUUACCCGAGGGCUUCUCCAUCUCUACCAAUGAUGACGGCGUGCACGUGUUACGCAAAAAACGCCAACGCAAUUUGCAAAAAUUGGGCAUCGGUGGUUUUUCAGUACGAAAUCGGGCGUUCAAAAAAGAUAACGAGGAUACAAUUGAUCCAUUAAAUGCAAUGCUAGUUGCAGACAAAAAAAAGAAAAUCAUUCGCAAAAAGCAAAAGAACAAACUAAUCGAAGCAUAUCCGCCUUAUCUGCAAGAAGCUUUUGGUAAACCGUUGUUGGAAUCGGGCGAUGCUGUCGUCUACGAUUCAGAUACAUCCGAUGAAAUCGAUACAACAAUGAAAAUAUUUUUCACUAAUGUCAACAAUAAGAAAUCGGAGGAAGAAACCAAUGUAUCAAACAAAAGUCCUGUUAAAUCCCUCAGGCGACCGAAGCCAGAAAAACCAUUGUCAUUGCCUGAGAAUAAAAACAUUUUUGGUGAUCAAUUUGCAAUGCAAACGCAUUCGAACGAUGAUCUUGUAUCGGAGGCUGCGCUGUUUGAUACGUCUAUGACGGAUAUUUCGAGAAACGGAACUACGAAUAACAUUCAUACAUUGGACCCCUUGACCGCUCAGGGAAUUGCCGGCUUAGAUGUAAACCAUCAUAAUAUGAAUUUAAUCGGAGCCACUGACAACAUGAAACCCCAAAUAAGCGAACAGACUGUCUUUGUGGAGAACUAUGCUGUGCCUUCACAGUUGACGCAAGAUCAAAAGUUUCAUAAUAAGAUGUUCUUGCCGGCAAAUGUAAAUGCCAAAGCUGCACAACUUCAUUAUCAACCAAAGGUCCAAGCCAUGCCAACGCAGUUGUCAAUGCAAAAUGACAAAAGGGUUGUAGAGGAACCAAAGCCCAAUGAACCGAGCACCGAGGGCAUGAAUGUGGGUACCCAAAAGACAGCAGAGAAGAUGCGCAAGGAUGAAGAUCUUGGCUUAAUGGCGACCAUCUCAGCAGUGUUGUAUGCAAACACAGAACAUGCUAAUCUUAAAGAAUUGUAUCCAAAUUGGAAUGAUCGCUGUAAGCAGAUACUCAAGCGAUGGCGCUCAUUGUGCAAUGAAAAGAAGGCGCCAUUUCUGCAAAAGGCUAAGGAUAAUCGGUCCGCGUUGCGUCAGCGGCGGGAACAGUGCAAAAUCAGUCAACCAGCAGUAGCCAAAACUGAAAAACCAGAUGACAAUCGUGCUUGGAAAAGUCAAACCUGUAAACCGAAAGAAGAACAAACAAAUAUGUUUGGUAAUUACAAUGGCAUAUCGUAUGAUGCACCGUGCUUUAUGGGAUCAACUUUACACACUCCAAAUUCACAUCCAACUACCCCAAUACUUAAUGAGAACCUGGUAGUAAAAUCAACAAUUCAAAGGAAUCCCAUGCAACCUACUGCGUCGCCUUCACUAAAAAUAUCGUCAGUUGAACAGCGAAUGGAGUUAAAUCCGACAUCCUACGGAACAGAACCAGUUGGUGAUAAAAAGCUUAGGAAUCUACUACAAAAAACGAAUUCUGAGGCCAUGCUAAUGACGUCCAAUUCGGAAUACUUUAUGCAAAGUGAUGUGCUGCGACUUGGACUCUUACAAAAUGCUCCAAUCACGCAAAACAAUCCCAUGUUGAGUAUGAGUGGUAAGCCCCAACAUUCAGAGAUUCGAAGUCUUGAACAGGAUGGCAAGAAUCCACUUGAUAGUAUCAAGAUGUCUGAAUCACAAGAGGGCAUUUCAUCAUCUACUGUUGAGCUAGAGAAUGUUGGCUUUGGUGAUAUAUUGGGUGGCUUUGGGGAGGGAGACGAUGAUGAUCUACUGAAAUCAUUAACUUCGGAAAUAGGCGAGGAUUUCAACAUACUGGAGUAUGCGGAUCCAGAACUAGACGUCAAUGUGCUCAACACAUUGGAUUUUGAAGAUACUGAAAAGAACUCAACAUAA
Messenger RNA from Drosophila albomicans, 4488 nucleotides. It is a transcript of the gene Lpt, whose product is annotated as histone-lysine N-methyltransferase 2C. Lineage: Eukaryota; Metazoa; Arthropoda; Insecta; Diptera; Drosophilidae. The record is from RefSeq and is a predicted model, not a curated record. Gene Ontology annotation, biological process: positive regulation of transcription by RNA polymerase II. Gene Ontology annotation, cellular component: MLL3/4 complex. Gene Ontology annotation, molecular function: transcription coactivator activity; histone binding; histone H3K4 methyltransferase activity.